AUGAAUAGUGAAGAUACAAAUAAUACAACAACAUUACCAUCAUCAUCAUCAUCACCAUCAUCACCAGGUGUUGAUUCGAAACCAUUGACACCACCUCAAAAGAUUGAUGUUAUAGCUUUAGAUUUAGGUGGUGUAAUAUUCUCUGCUGGCAAAGAGGUCGCUUCUCAGUCGUGGGAACGUCGUGGCUAUGACUCGAAGCUGAUUCGUCAGCUGUUGACCUCGCCGGAAUCGAUGGAUCUGCGCAAAGGUUUGUUGACGGACGACCAAUUCUGGAAUGGCUUCUUCAAGCAGCGGUGUCCGGCCAACUACGACGUCGAUGUCAUCAAGAAGCUGUGGUACGAAGGCUACGUCAUGGAUCACGAUAUCUUGGCGCUGCUAUACUCACUCCGAACCAAUGGCUAUCGUAUAGCGGCAUUCAGUGGUAACAUUGAAUCGCGUAUCGACUACCUCGAAGACAAAUACAAUUUCCGACGUCACUUUGACUACGAGGUGUACUCGUACGACUGUCACUACACGAAACCAGAUACCCGAUUCAUCGAGGUACUCAUCAAAACCAUCUAUCCCAAUGCUACACCAGACACCUACCAACAAUACGGAUCACGCAUAGUCUACAUCGACGACAAUGUAAAGGAUGCAGAACCAUCGAAACUCUACAACAUACCAACAUUUAUCUAUCAUCGUGGACAAAUCGAUCAACUCAAAUCACAACUCUCAGAACUGGAUGUAAUAAAAACAAAAGUAAAUUAUAAAUUGUAA
Heterostelium album PN500 is the source of this 756-nucleotide messenger RNA. RefSeq lists its product as uncharacterized. The record is from RefSeq and is a predicted model, not a curated record. The transcript is spliced from 2 exons. NCBI's taxonomy places the organism in Eukaryota, Evosea, Eumycetozoa, Acytosteliales, Acytosteliaceae. The coding region runs from base 1 to 756 and encodes 251 amino acids.